Panicum hallii is the source of this 826-nucleotide messenger RNA. RefSeq lists its product as uncharacterized. The record is from RefSeq and is a predicted model, not a curated record. The coding region runs from base 24 to 440 and encodes 138 amino acids. The transcript has a single exon. NCBI's taxonomy places the organism in Eukaryota, Viridiplantae, Streptophyta, Magnoliopsida, Poales, Poaceae.
CAGCAGAGAGCGGUAAUCACAACAUGGCGCUGCGAUUGGAGGCGAAGGUCAUCACGACGACCAACCACGACGCCGACCGGCCGGCGACGGCGGCGGCGGUCACCGACGUCGACGAGGACGAGCUGUUCGAGCUGGACAUCGCCCUCCUCGACGGCCGUUCUGCUGCUGCUGCUGCUGCUGCUGCUGCUGCCGACGACGAUGCUGGUGGGCACGCCCUGCUGGCCAACUGCCUGCUGCCGGUGCGCUCGGUGAGCAACGCGGUGCCGGUCGCGGCCAGCACGUCGUACCCCUACUCCGGCUACCACAGCUCGAGGAGGCUCAUCUUCACCGGCGGCGUCGGCAGGAGGUUUCUUGGACGGUCGGCUGGGAGUUCGGCGAGGUUGUGCUUCUCGAGCAGAGGAUUCGAGACCUUGGGCAACUACUACUUUCAGAGAUACUGAGCAAGAGUUGCUAUAGGUCCAGUGGCUUAAGCCCAGAGUCUGCAUUUUCGGCCCAAUAUGAUCCAUCUCUGUACUCAUUUGUGGCCCGGUCGUAGCGUGGUGAGAAUAAAUAACUUCGUGUAAAUGAUCCUAGACAAAAGAAAGUAUAACUUCGACUCGUCGAGCUUUAUCAAACUCCUUUUUAUUUCAGGUAUAAGAUUCUAAAAGGAAGCUUGCACAUCAGGAUUUGAAGUUUUGAACCAUAGAUUUGUGAUCAAAUAUAUGCAUAGCUCCGUCAUGUGUCAAUUAUUGUAUUGAUAUGCAAAUGAUAGGUCCCUUCCACCUCUUUUGAGACUAAUUCUCAUAGAGAUAUGCAUUAUAAAUAAAUCCAACCAAAUGUUUUAAAA